AUGUCCGCCCCCGGACCACAGCCACCCUCGGAAAUCACUGCCGAAUGGACAGUUCAUGCACAACUCACGCUUUCCUCAAUUGCUCCCGCUACAUUCAUUUCGACAAACAACAGCAGACUCCCUUCGGAUGUUCCUCCGACUUCAACAGCCGAAGGAUGCAGCGAGGGCCAAGCAUCAACUUCAGAAUACAACAUUUCCCCUCCGGGUGCUCAGGAAGCUGGGGUCGAUUUGAAUGUUACCGCUCCGCAAAAUUUUAUCAUCUCGCCUACUCCUACCCCACCAGCUUCCUCGUCCAGCGCAGUUGGGAGUCCAGUAAAAGUUGUUUAUAAAUUUAGCACGACUGACCAUCCCUUGCAGCAGAAACAGACCAGCAUGUGCUCUGCUGUACCGGUUGGUGGUAAGAGUAGCGUUAUUUUUAACACCGAUCCAUCAUCACCUUCCACACCGGUCACGCUCGCUAAGACUCCAACUGGCGUAGGACCUCCACCACCGUGUUCAGAAAAUGCGGUUCAACUGUUUCCCAAGUGUACCAGCACCUGCAGCAUCGUUCUGACUGCCUGUACUGAUCUUGUACCGACGACCGACACACUGCCUAUCACAGUCAACAAGUGCGAAUCUACCAACAACAUUGUAGUAGACAAAUGUACCAAUUUUCCCGAAAAGUCUGCCAGCAAUUCCAAAGAUGUGAGUUGCCAAACGAGUGACUGGGAGACAAACAAGAAAGAGGAUAAGAAUGGCGCUACGGGGUUUGUCAAGCACCAAGGGGUGACCCAAAAAACUACCACUGAUGGGUGUCUUCUUUCGCCGCCUCCGAGGAGACGUGAAGAUAGGUUAGAUUCGCAUGUUCUCAAAUCGAUCUCCCCGCUCAUCGAUUCACUUGUCUCACCAAGUAAUACGAUACGAUCCCAGCAAUCAAGCGUGCGGGAUACUUCGGUGACCAAAAAGAAACCACGCACGGUACAUAUUGACGUGUACUGCACCGGUUCAGACGCGGAAUCUGAAUCCGAUUGUGGUUCGUGCUGUUCCUUCAACGAGGGAACUAAAUCGCUAUCAUCGUCAGGGGCGCCGUCAGCUGCUUCGUCCAAUUCGUCUGUCUCAUCCGGCAGCCGGUUUGACACAAGCCACAUGAUGGAACUGAAGGCGGCGGCAUACUCAAACAUCGACCCAUCGCAUCCUACCGUGUAUGAGUCGGAAGAGAUAAGGGUGCGUCACAAGCGUGCCGGAAAGCAUGAAGUGCCCAGGCGUUUGAUGCAGCAAACUAUCGAUCAAAACACGCUUUCUACCAUCGGCAGUCUGAAGCGAAUUGGCUCUGCACGGCAUGGGCGCUCCAGGAGAAACACAGCGACCGACGAGAUUAGUGAAUCAAAAAAAAUCCUUUUCAGCAAGCAUCUAGGUGAAGUGCCUCAGCAACAGAACGAGGAGCAUAUCCAUGGUGCAUUUAGUACAUACUUUCGACGGGAUAUAAGCGACGAUGCAAUCAGCUCCAAUUAUGCCCUCUCCGCUGAUAGAUCAACACGUCGGGACGUUACCGGGAGUAGUCUCUCAAGUGCAUUUGCCUGUGGUGGGUUCUACGAGGACAAAGAGGAUAGUGAAAUGCAUAGCAAGCUGAACCGUAGUGGUACCACCGCCACCCAGUCGGAUAGUUUUGAAUACGACAAUAGUGAGGAUCGGUAUCGUAUCCACGAAAUGGAACGGGUUUGGAAGCAGCAUCACUGGAAAUCACCAUCGUUAGAAAGGAAACUCCUUCAAAUACAAAAUUCUAAGUUACCAUCGUCAUCUUGCCAUAGUCCGGAAUCAGAGCACAAUCUUACUGAGUCGGAUCACAGCUUCGUGUAUGAUGAGGCACCACAUCCGAACGCCUCCAAUCCGUCCCUGAACGAGUACAGUGACUCAAGUCCUUCAACAGUAAAGAGCGCUUCCCAACGGGCGUCGGAAAAGCCGAACCAGUCAAUUCUGUUACAGCAACAAGCCGUUCUUGCUGCAACGCUGCAAUAUAAACGAGAGUUUUCCCCAGUAGAAGGUUACACCAAUGAGUACCUGGCGAUUGCAAGGCGCUUCGGCAGUCUCAUUACGAGUCGCCGCAAACCCGGCACUCACAUGGGACCGGUUCGUAACCCCGAGUGUCCCUGUGAGCACUGCCGGCGUUGGGUACUGGAGCGUGACUCGGGUGGUAGCGUUAGUGUCUUGCGUGAACGUGCACUUUCUAUGGACGGUACAAGCGCACCAAACGGUAUCGUCGAUAUGCGUCGACAGUUUCACCAGAGAAACACCUAUGUCCACGAAACGUAA
Messenger RNA from Anopheles marshallii, 2289 nucleotides. RefSeq lists its product as uncharacterized. The record is from RefSeq and is a predicted model, not a curated record. The transcript is spliced from 5 exons. The coding region runs from base 1 to 2289 and encodes 762 amino acids. Lineage: Eukaryota; Metazoa; Arthropoda; Insecta; Diptera; Culicidae.